UGUUAACUUACCUCACACCGAUUACCCCGCCAUGCAGGCCACUGCUGCAUCACGCACAGUCAGCCACCACACAUCACACUGGAUAGGUUAGGGUACACUUAUCAGUGUCUCUUCCCUCGCCGGAUACAUCCACAGCCAUAGCAGGGAGGCGCUGCUCUUGGAGGUGGGAAUGGUACCAUGAAUUCGCAGGCUGAGAGGAGAAUCUCGACAUGUCGCGCUCUCUAGAUAAGCACGUCUUGGAGAACCUCAAGUCUGAGGAUCCUGCUAUAGUCUACCGGGAUAUCGUCCAGGUGCUCGCCGCACUGCCCCAGCAGGGUGGUCUCUUGGAGAUCGAGCUCCUUGGAAAGGCGCAUCCUUUGCAGCCGGGCAUCAACUUCCUGCAAGACGAAAACGCCAUAGCGAUCCCGAAGCUGAGACUCACACAGGCUUUCUUCGUUGCGCGUCAAGUAAUACAAAAGCAUAUCACCUCUCAGCUCAGCUCCCCAAGUGACGAGACUGUGGCAUCUACUGCAGUCGUGCUGCUUAUGGACCCCGAGCACCUUACAGCUGCAAAUAUUAGGAAGCGGGCAAUUCUGUCACGGUUGCAUCAUGGCAUGCAGCCAGAACCGUUACUUCGACACGAGAAACAAGUCCUCGACAGCUUGCUCACAGCUCGUUUGCAUCGCCACACCAAAUCGCCUACGCUAUGGAGUCAUAGACGUUGGCUUAUGGAACGUUUCAAGCUUCUGCAUGUGCCGCUUGACCUUCGGUCAGAUAUUAAGUCAGUCAUCAUGGUCGCUGCAGAAAGGCAUCCGAGGAAUUACUACGCCUGGCACCAUGCCAGAUGGCUGGUUGGCCAUAUGAGCCCGGCAUUUGACACGCGUUUCCUCGUGGACGUCACAAACGAUGUCAAAGAUUGGUGCUUCAGGCACCACAAGGACAUAUCUGGUUGGACCUACCUCGAUUUUAUUAUGUCAAGUAUCCAAGACCAAGAGCGCAAAGUACGAGAAUGUUCUGCUGUGCUUGCUGAAACUCUGAACAUGGCAGAGUCUUUCCGUUGGACGAACGAAUCGCUAUGGGUCUUUUUGCGCACUCUUGUAGCUCGAAAUACAUUGAGUCGAGGAGAAUUUGCGUCAUUUGCCCUUCUCAACAAAAGACUAUCUUCUGAUGCCAAGGACCAAAAUACCAAGGCAUUCUUGGAUGCUGCUUUACAAUGGGCUGACCAGCACCGACAAAAUGGAGUUGAGAGGUCGGGGGUGCUCACGGAUACUGGCACUUUGCACCCCAUUUCAUAUCGGUAUUGAUGAGCUCUUGAGAUCAAACAAACAUUUCACUGGUCUUUUUAGCCCUGCCGCUUUCAUACGCGAACCUUCGAUUCGCCCAGAUAGACAUAGAUGCCUCAGCCUCGUUCCUUACAUGAACCUACAUGCCAGCUCGUGUGUCCGAAUAUCAGGAGAAAUCAAAGAAUCGAAUCUUAUUGCCCCUACCCGACUUCACUACACAGCUGUUCCUUGUCAUAAGCGGCGACGCUCUAAGUUAUUUUAGUUUAGUUGGCGGCAGAAGCGUUGCAUUGGAAAGGCGGCUACACGCCUAGUGCACGCAACGGCCUCAGGAACGGCGUCGCAUUUCUCCUUGGGACCAUUGCCGUUUGUCAUGCAAGGGAGCAUCUCC
Molecule: messenger RNA, 1650 nt
Organism: Truncatella angustata
Lineage: Eukaryota; Fungi; Ascomycota; Sordariomycetes; Amphisphaeriales; Sporocadaceae
Exons: 1
Coding region: 210-1283 (357 amino acids)
Biological process (GO): protein prenylation
Cellular component (GO): cytoplasm
Molecular function (GO): protein prenyltransferase activity
Source: RefSeq, a predicted model, not a curated record